This is a messenger RNA of Porites evermanni, 3281 nucleotides long. NCBI's taxonomy places the organism in Eukaryota, Metazoa, Cnidaria, Anthozoa, Scleractinia, Poritidae. The record is from the annotation of a GenBank genome assembly.
GUUUAUGGAGCUCCUAAGCCAAAGUGGACAAAACUUUCAGGAAGGCGACUUCAAAAUUGGGGUAAGUUGCAAACAAACAGAAAAGUUACUAUUUUGGGAAAAAGUUCAUUUAAUAUGACAAGGGGGGGGGGGGNUUUUCAACUCAACAAUUUAAUGACCUGUGCAACUCAGCUAUAUCACGUGUUUUACAGAUAUAACAAUUGUAGUCUCAGUAAUUAUUACACUCUUGUUCAUUCCAAAAAUGCUUUAGAAAAUUUCAAAAAUUAGAAAUGAAAAAAAAACUUUUUAUAAUAAAACCACAUUGAUUCAACAAGAUUUCAAAAUCUGCUAACGGGAACUAUAAAAACGAUGACUCUGUAACAAGAAAUGUUAAGAAAUGAAGGAGGAGAGGGGGGGGGCUCUGAAAUUUUUUCGACUACCAAGGAGGGGGCUCCUAAAAAAUCGAACCACUAGCGAGGGGGGCUGCUAAAAUUUCAAGCUUCGAGUUUCAAUAUCUUCAUCCCCCCCCCCUUGUCAUAUUAAAUGAACUUUCCCUUACAAGGAACAUAUCAAAAUACCGUAAACUGACUCUUAUAAUCUGUGGGCUUAUACACCUUUGUAAGGGGUUUAGGAGGGCUUAUAAACUGAGGGGUGUAUAUCUGGGACGGCGUAUAACUGGAAAUUUAAAAAUGGCAUCGAAACAAGCUAUAGCAGUGUGCAUUUUGCAUUGACUAGUUUUUAAUAAAGCUGCAUAAUGUUAUAAUAAAUAAAAAAAUUCAUUCGAUUAAAUAAUGCAUCUGAUUAUAAAAAGCCCUCCCCCCACCCCCCCGCAUAUAAGCCCCCCUAUAGCUUGUAUUUUUUAAAUAAAUCAAAAUUCAUUGUAAUACAAGCUAUAGGGGGGCUUAUAUCGGGGGGGCUUUUUAUUAUUGGAAGGGUUUUUUUGUUUGCUGGUAGAUGGGCCUAUAACUGAGAGGGCUUAUAGGACAGUGGGCACUUAUAAGGCAGGGGCGGAUCCAGGAUUUUUUUUAGGAGGGGGUGCACUCGUCUCUUGCUCUACUUCAACACCAAUAAACCACAUAGUUUUUUUGCAGAAUACCAGUUGUAUUAGGAAACGGCAGGUCAUCUCAGGGGGGGGGGGGUGCGCACCCCCUGCACCCUCCCCCUAGAUCCGCCCCUGUAAGGGGCUGUUUAUGGUAUGCAACUCAGAUCAGUAGUGUAGCUAAUUUUGAGUUUUUUGAAACACCACAAUGUAUGAAUUGAGUCUGAUGUCAUUGUUCUGUAAUUUUGUCUUAUUUAGGUGGCUUACCACAUCCCAAGGUAAACAAAACAUAUAUAGAUUUUUAACAUUUUAAAAGAAAGUGUUAAACUAAAAGUAAUUAUUUCCUGAUUGGUAGAAAUGUGGGGUUCAACUUAAAACAACAUAAUUUGUAUUGGAAAGGUGUGCCAAUAUUUUCGGGAACAACACAGUUGUACUAUUAAUACAAAUUGACUAUUUCCAUAAAUUAACAAUUAAGUCAUAUAAUUUUAUUCUUUCUCCUUUUAGGGAAUGGUUCUUGAAAAACUUCCACCGGUAAGUAAUAAUAAUUAUAACAUGUUUGUCUAAAUUUAUUAAUAUGAGAUGAUUUGGAUGAUUUACCGCAAUAUCAAUCCUAAUAGUAGCCAUUAGGCAAAAACUUUUGCAAUAAAUUCAAAUCUUCUUUUGUAAAAUCCUAAAAAAUGAAUAGUAUUAGGCGAAAGUUAUGUCAAAGGUCAUUCGUUUAAGAAAUUGUAUCAUAGGAUUUUGUCUACCAAUUAAAAGUUAGAGUGACAAAUCUUUGUACUAUAAUUAAAUAAAUUGGGCUAGGAGGAGAAGCAGUGUGCAAAGAAAGUAAUGUCGGAUAGCGCGGUGCUAGUGGAUUUUACUAAUAUUGGGCUAGUGAAUUCUGUUGUUAACUUGCCCGAAGGGCAAGUGAUGUUUUUUGAGCAAUUCAAAUAACAGAAGAACUAUAAAAUCAAUUCUGCUCAUCAAAAAGUGUCUGGGGCUAGUUGAAAUGACAUCAGGGCUAGUAAAUGCUAGCUUCAGCUUGCCUGAAUGGCAAGCUGUAAAAAUGAUUUUCUUUGCACCCUGAGAAGGGCAAAAAUCAUGACAUAAAAUCUUUUGUUUUUCAGUGGCUACAGAAAUACUCUGCCAAGGUUGGGGCUCUUUCAGUAUUCAGCGAUGUUGCUCCAAAUCAUGUAUUAGUAAAUGAGUAUGAACCAGGUCAAGGAAUAAUGGUGAGAAGAAACACUUCUGUUGAAAAAAGUGUAUAUGUGUGCUUUUUUAAAAUCUUCACCUCCCCAUGGGCAAGGGUUUUAUGGAAUUUACCUGUCAUCUGUGCCGGUUUUUCAUUAGCCUGAGUAGCAUGGCGGGUUUUUUUGCACACUACUGAGCGGGGAAGCCUCAAAAGUGCGCGCAAAGUGCGCGCGAACGAGCGGCGGCCCCAGUCUUCACGCAGUUUCACUGCCCCCAGCUUGCCUUGUUUACGCGCCCAGCCAAAACCGCCAUGUUAAGCAGGCUAGUUUUUUAUCCUAAAUUAUGCACCACAACACAAAAUAUUACAUUAAAACAACAACAACAAAAAAGAAUCCUUAUUGCACUUCAACUGGGUUGACCGUUUGCGAUACUGUUACAGAGGAUUCACUUUGUCAGUCACAACAUUAGUUUUCUCUCAUAGAAACAGUAGCAGAACUGCAUUACAGACGACUCUCUCUUAACGGACACCUCUAUAAGACGGACACUUCUGUAAAACGGACACCUGGAGUUGGUCCCUGCCUUUGUUUAUUCCCUUUAUUUGACUCUUUAUAAGACGGACAUCUCUCUGAGAUGGACACUUAGUGCCGGUCCCAAAGGUGUCCGUGUUGAAAAGAGUUGACUGUACAUCUAUCCUGUACAACUGACUCUGGGAUUAUGAAAAAAUAAGCACUGCAGUCCUGGUAUAAUUAAAACCAAGAGAAUUGAAUUCUUUCAGUCUAAUAUAGAAAAAUUAUAAUACCAUAGUUUGUACAAUUCUUUGAAUAAGUGCCAUAUUUGAGGCGUGAAAAAUCUAAUAAGCGCCGCGGCGCUUCUUUGAGUGAAUACGGCAAUCCUUCAGAUCCUUUGUUAUUUUCAGCCUCAUACAGAUGGACCAUUAUUUUAUCCAGUGGUUUCCACGAUUAAUCUUGGUUCUCACACCUUUCUGGACUUCUACCAUCCUUUAACCAAGACAGGUCAUGACUCCAAGGUAAGAGUUUCUUUUUUAAUAACUUGGGAAACUCCAACCCAGGACUGGGACCAGUACGGUUAA